UUGAAGUGCUUUAAAAACAGUAUAAAGAUAAUUUUAUUAUUAAAAUUUUGUUUUAAAAUUAUUCCAGACGUAAUAAAAAUAUUAUGAAUAAAAUGAUGUCCAGUAUCCCUUUAAAUGGCAUUCUGUUUUUAUUGGUCACAGUUCACAAUGCUAAUUGUUCAAUUCACCAUAAUCUGAGAUACUUUGAAACACUACACGCAUCAAGUCUUGAACAUCAUGUUGUAAAGCGAGGAAUAAAACAGUCUAUGCACCCAUUCAAUACUAUCAAAGAGCUAAAAUUUCGUACUUUAGGAAAGGAUUUCAAGUUAAUCCUACAUCCCCACAAUAGUGUGUUGCAUUCAAAAUUCAAGGCUUAUGCAGUAGACGGUGAUGGAAAUAAAACUAUUGUUCAUAUUGACCGUGAAAACUUUUACACUGGAAGAGUUUUUGGGGAGACAUCAUCUGAUGUAAAAAUUCAUAUUGAUGAUGGUGUUAUUACAGGAAUUAUACAUACACUUGGGGAAACAUAUCAUAUUGAGCCUUCUUGGCGUCACUUGCCGCAUCUAGAUGAGAAAAGUAUGAUCACAUAUCGCUCUUCCGAUAUUCGCUUUAGUUGGUCUGGUUCUGGCGGAGACAAGCCGCGUGUUUGUGGUUAUGUGAAAGAAGGAAAAGAAUUGGAAGAUGAUGAUGAAGAAGAAGAAAAUGAAGAUUUGGAGACAAUACAAGAGCAAUCUGAAAAAGAUAAAUACUUGGAUCAUAUAUUCAACAAAGAAAUCGACUCCAGUAGAGUACAAACUAAUACUAAGAGUGGGAAGAGACUAAAACGGCAGAGUGACUAUGAAUAUACUCCGACCAAAACCCGCUGCCCGUUACUUCUAGUCGCUGAUUAUAGAUUCUUUCAGGAAAUGGGUUCUAGUAACACCAAGACUACUAUCAGCUAUUUGAUAAGUCUUAUAGAUCGGGUACAUAAAAUAUACAAUGAUACCGUUUGGCAAGAUAGACAGGAUAUGGAUGGGUUCAAGGGUAUGGGAUUUGUGAUCAAAAAGAUUCUGGUUCAUUCAGAGCCGACACGCGUACGCGGUGGCGAGGCGCAUUACAAUAUGGUUCGAGAAAAGUGGGACGUGCGCAAUUUGCUUGAGGUAUUUAGCCGCGAAUAUUCUCACAAGGACUUUUGCUUGGCUCACUUGUUCACGGACCUAAAGUUUGAGGGUGGUAUUCUGGGGCUGGCUUACGUCGGCUCGCCAAGAAGGAAUUCUGUUGGAGGCAUUUGUACACCAGAAUACUUCAAGAACGGCUACACGCUAUACCUGAACUCUGGUCUGAGCUCGUCCCGCAACCACUACGGGCAGCGCGUGAUCACGCGCGAGGCGGACCUGGUGACCGCGCACGAGUUCGGCCACAACUGGGGCUCCGAGCACGACCCCGACGUGGCCGAGUGCUCGCCCGCUGCCAGCCACGGGGGGUCCUACCUCAUGUACACGUACAGUGUCAGCGGAUACGAUCUUAAUAAUAAGAGAUUUUCUCCAUGCAGUUUGCGGUCGAUUCGAAAAGUGUUGCAAGCUAAAUCUGGCCGAUGCUUUUCGGAACCAGAAGAGAGCUUCUGUGGGAAUUUACGUGUCGAAGGCGGGGAAGAGUGUGAUGCGGGAUUAUUAGGUACCGAAGACAACGAUAUGUGCUGCGACAAGAAUUGCAAACUAAGAAAAAAUCAGGGCGCACUUUGUAGCGACAAGAACUCGCCGUGCUGUGCGGGCUGCGUGUUCGCGCCGCCCGGCGUGGUGUGUCGCGAGGCAGCGCACUCCGCGUGCGAGGGCGAGGCCACCUGCAACGGAGCCUCCGCUGACUGCCCCAAGGCGCCGGCGAUAGCGGACGAGCACGAGUGCGCAGAGCGCGGGCGGUGCCGCAACGGGUCGUGCGUGCCGUACUGCGAGACGCAGGGCAUGCACAGCUGCAUGUGCGAUAUUGUUGCGGAUGCAUGUAAACGUUGUUGUCGCAAGAGUUUGAACAAGACGUGUUUCCCGGUGGCUCAUAAUGAUAUACUCCCAGACGGCACUCCCUGCAUACAAGGCUUUUGCAAUAAGGGAGUUUGCGAGAAAACUAUACAAGAUGUAGUGGAACGGUUUUGGGAUAUAAUAGAAGAUAUAAACAUUAACAAUGUGCUGGGUUUCCUGCGAGACAAUAUUGUUGGCGUGGUCGUGCUUGUCACCGCCUUUAUCUGGAUUCCUGCUAGUUGUGUGAUAAGUUACGUGGACCGUCGCCGGCAGCGAUUGCAGCAGAAGUGGCAGGCGUGGGAGCGACAACACGACCUCGUGCACCCGUCCUCGCCGCGCAAGAUUAUACACACCAGAUUACCAAAGCAAAAACCACCCGGCAUGAAAACUGUUAUUCAAGGCACAAGUCAGCUGUAGUAGUUAGUGUCAUUAGUAGAUUAUAAGAAAUACAUUUAUUUAAUAAAAAA
Colias croceus (clouded yellow) is the source of this 2434-nucleotide messenger RNA. It is a transcript of the gene Tace, whose product is annotated as ADAM 17-like protease. The record is from RefSeq and is a predicted model, not a curated record. Gene Ontology annotation, molecular function: metalloendopeptidase activity. Gene Ontology annotation, biological process: membrane protein ectodomain proteolysis; Notch signaling pathway. Lineage: Eukaryota; Metazoa; Arthropoda; Insecta; Lepidoptera; Pieridae. The coding region runs from base 84 to 2384 and encodes 766 amino acids. Gene Ontology annotation, cellular component: plasma membrane. The transcript has 17 exons.